Messenger RNA from Cajanus cajan (pigeon pea), 1302 nucleotides. Its product is annotated as dof zinc finger protein DOF2.5. Lineage: Eukaryota; Viridiplantae; Streptophyta; Magnoliopsida; Fabales; Fabaceae. The record is from RefSeq and is a predicted model, not a curated record. Gene Ontology annotation, molecular function: DNA binding; DNA-binding transcription factor activity. Gene Ontology annotation, biological process: regulation of DNA-templated transcription.
AGUAUAGUCAAAACUGACACACAUUUCUUCUCAAACUUUCUUUUUUUCUUUGCAUCAUUCAUAAAGUAAUAAGCCAGCAGAUAAAGCCACCCCACAAACGAACUAAAACAUUCUUUCUUGCACUAAGGAGCAGCUUCAGACAAACAAGGAGGUUGGAGCAAUGGAAGAGCCAGUGUCAGAGAAGAAAGCAAAACCACAAGAGCAAUUGAAUUGUCCAAGGUGCAGUUCAACCAACACAAAGUUCUGUUACUACAACAACUACAGCCUGACACAGCCCAGGUACUUCUGCAAGACUUGUAGAAGGUAUUGGACAGAAGGAGGGUCUCUCAGGAAUGUCCCCGUUGGAGGUGGCUCUAGGAAGAACAAGAAGGUUAUUGUAUCAUCAAAGGUUCCUGAUUUGAAUCCACCAUCACUUGUUUCUUCCCAAAACCCUAAAAUGCAAGGUGUCCAUGAUCUUAACUUGGCUUUUCCUGCGGCUAUGGACAAGUACCAUGGCAUGUCUAUGUCUCCAUAUGUUGAGGUGCCAAAACUUGAAAUUGGUGACAGUACCACUCACCACCAUAGUUCUUCUUCUUCUUCUCUUUCAGCACUUGAGCUACUACAGUCUGGCAUGGCUUCUAGGGGUUUGAGUCCUUAUGCUGCAAAUUCCAUGAUGUCAGGCUCAGAUUCACUUUACCAACCUGGCUACCCCAUGCAUGAAAUAAAACCAAACCUUACCUUUUCAGUUGAUGGGUUUGGAAAUAGGUCAUAUGGGGUUCAAGAGAAUGGCAGUGGAAGGCUUUUGUUCCCUUUUGGAGACAUCAAGCAGCUUUCUGCAGGUGUUGAAGUGGAACACAAUAAAGAACAAGGAAAUAAUACAACUGGAUAUUGGACUGGAAUCAUUGGUGAAGGGUCGUCAUGGUAAGGAAAUUAAGAAAAAAAUCUCAACAAGACAUCAACCUGCAUUGUUUUCUUUAUCUUCACUAUUUCUAUUUAUCCUUUCUCACAUGGAUCAAUCGUUAUGAUCUCUCUCUGUUUGAAGUUGUUCCGAUCACUAACAAUAGGAUAAGUAUGGUCACUCUGUUUUGUAUACACAUUUCAAUUCGAGCAAUGUGAGGAUUUGUUUUUGUAUUUAGAGAGAUAGAUAGAAGAAAAGGUGAAUAUAGGGCCUGCUUUUAUCCAAGUCAUGCAAUAGCCUGUAUUCCUCAAUUCUUCUGUCACAAGUAGAUAUAUAUCACCUUUACUCAUAUAUGCAUGCUUUCAAAGAUUUGGUCCAAAUGACUUUUCAUGAUUAAGGAAAGACUCAGAUAUUCAAGUUUGUAA